AUGGCAAUCAAAAGAAUCACGGCCAGCAGCGACGAUGAUGAUCCGGAGAUGAGGCGCCUUUUGUAUCGCGCGCGUUUCAAAUCGCUCGUCCGGCGAUUCCUGGCGAAGGCGCAGGCGAGGAACAGCCUGCCUCAGUUACUCCGUAAAGGAGCACUGCCAGCCUGGCGAAUCGCUCCCGCAGGAAGAGAGCGUCGCGCCAGCCCGGCCAUGCCAAGCCAGCCCAGCCGGCCCCAGCUGGCCAGCCCUACUGCGAGUCUAGCCUCUAGCCGGUGGUUCGACUGCUCUGUUGGUACCGUUGUUGAUCUAGGAUGCCCGUUUGUCUCCCGCUGGCACCCCAGCUACGAAUUACGGCACAGCCGGCAGAGUCGCAAUCCUCCUCUCGUCAGCUGUACAGUCCAUCUGCAGCUGCAGGGGCAGCAUCCCUGGCCGUUGGGACUCUUGACCGCAGACCGCCAGAUGCCAGCCAGCAAACUUUCAGUAGCGUGUCGCCUGGUGGAGACGUUGGCAGCAGCUCUACAGUUUCCACCAGCCAGCUCGAGUAUGAACGGUGCACGGUCCCGUGCAUCGCCCUCUGUGGCACAGCCAAUGCACGUGAUGCCUCGACUAUGCUCCAGCCACGCAGCCACGUCAGACGCGGCCACCUACCGAACAAAAGGGAAAAGGGGGAAAAUAUUACAAAUAACACAAGAUAAUCAAGAACACGACAAAAAUACGAGAGAAGAAAGAAGAAGAGAAAAGCAAAAAUAA
Molecule: messenger RNA, 747 nt
Organism: Rasamsonia emersonii CBS 393.64
Lineage: Eukaryota; Fungi; Ascomycota; Eurotiomycetes; Eurotiales; Trichocomaceae
Exons: 2
Coding region: 1-747 (248 amino acids)
Source: RefSeq, a predicted model, not a curated record